This is a messenger RNA of Macrosteles quadrilineatus (aster leafhopper), 3193 nucleotides long. Its product is annotated as putative leucine-rich repeat-containing protein DDB_G0290503. Lineage: Eukaryota; Metazoa; Arthropoda; Insecta; Hemiptera; Cicadellidae. The transcript has 9 exons. The record is from RefSeq and is a predicted model, not a curated record. Bases 40 to 2463 code for a protein of 807 amino acids.
CCUCACUGGGCAGUCAGCUGUGUGGAAUCUGGCGGGAACAUGACCGCGCACGCGGGUGUUUGUGUGUUGAUAGCAGUGUUGGUGAUAACUGAAGCAGCUCCGGACACUUCAACAUGGAUACGCUCUCCUCCACAACAGACCCUACAUGGACUGAUGGUGUCCAUAGAUGAGAGACUCCAGACCCUGGAAAACGCAAGAUGGGAGAUGACUUUGAGACAAACAGAACAGCGACUGGAAACUUUAGAAUCUUCCAUCCGAAGACUCGACUCCACCUUUCAAGACCGACUGGAUAAGCUGGAGAGGAAUCUCAACUCGAAGGAGCUCAAAGAUGAACUGACCGUAGAGAAACUAUCCCACAAGAUACGGGAUGUGAUGGACUCGAACUACGACCGUUACAACCGAAGGCUCAGCUACACAGAGGAAAAGCUGGAGAUGGUCUUGAAAAAAAUACAGAUGACAACUGAAGCCAGUCUCAACAGACUAGAAAAGCAGCAAGAAGAUGUCCAGACAGAAGUGCUGGAAGCAGUCACCCUGUUGGAGGAUCUCAAAAGUCAAUCGUCAACAGCCGAGGACAAACUCAACAACACACACAGGAUUAUUCAACAACAUAUCCAGAAGCUGAUAUCUCCAAAUCAGGAAGAGCUGCAAAAGAUAUCCGGAUCCUUGGAGCAUCUCGGAUCCAGACUCAACGGAUCACUACCACCAAUUGGAGUGUGGAGCAGUCAGAACGACGGACCUCCGACCACCGAUGUCUUAAUCAGCCUGAGGAGGGAGAUUGGCUCCGAGGGGACCAAGAUAACUAGCAAGAUCAACAACAUGUACAACGACCUAUGGCGUCGUGUCAUGUCGGUUGAAUCUUUAGUCAAGGACCUAAACAAGGUCGCCAACACAACACAACGAGAAGUCCUGGAAGUGAGAUCCCUAAUCCACCCGGACAAUCGGGAUUUCCCCGGAGACUCACAGGAGAAUUUCCUUGAGGUUGCCUUAGACGCAUUAGAACGUAAGCUACAAAGGAGACUAUUGGAUCUUGGUCGUAAAGUUGAUGAUAGACUCGACACUCUGACUGCGACACAAAACUUAGUCAUGGACAGCUGCUUUGACGGAGGAAUCUGUCGAGGACUGGAAUCCCGACUGUCACAAGUGCUUGAGAAAAUCUUUGAUGUCUUCUCGGACAAAAUUGAAGGAUUUUCAAACAGGACUCUUGAUCUUGACGGGCUGGUCAUGGAAAUGAUGGAAUUGGUCAAAUCUCAACACAGUCAGUUGAUAAGGACAGUCACCCACAACACCAACAUGGUUGUGACGCUGGCCAAGGACCACAGUGACUCUACCAAGCUGCUACAACACUCUGUCUCACAACUGACACAUCAGACUGUAAACAACUUGCAGGGAAUACACAAUGAAGUAUCAAAAAUAUCUAAUCAAAGUGCAAAUACCUGCAAUAAAAGUGAACCAGCCCGUGAAGACAAUAUUCUCCAGAAAACACAUAACCUUACAAACAGUACAGAGGAAACCCCAUUUGUGUCUACGACCACAGAAACUGUACUUCCAACAAAUACCACCAUUGUAGAAGACAAAAGUGAGAAAAACUACGAUUCAGGAGUUUUGAAGAUAACCCGUGACAUCGAUAUUUUAGCAGACAACAGCAGUGUAGCGAGUGCCUCAGUCUUAACACCUGUCGUAAUAAAACCAUUUCAUCCUCUUACACUGGAUUCUUCAAUACUACAAGUGAUUGAGUUGAUGACUUCAAAUCUGACCCAAGACCAAAAAGACUCACUACUACGCUUUCUCAACAGUACAAUAAGUCUGGACAGAUUAGAAGCUGUAAUUCAAAACACCGAGGCGGAUCCAGACGAUGAGAGCGGAGAAAUGUAUAAUUUAGAGCCGUUGAACAAAACUGAUGAUGAAGAGUCAAGCACUGCAGGAAACAUCCAGACGACGACUUUGACGACAGACUUAUCUCUGGAGGAAAACAUUUCUGAUGAAAAUAAUGAUGACAUUCAUAAUGAAGAAACUACUAUUACACUUACCAUGGCGAAUGGAACUACGUACAUGAUUGAUCAAAAAUCCAAUACAACCAACUCUGAAGAUAAACCCUCUGGUAUUCCAGAAGAUUUGAAAACUCUGCUCAAGUAUUAUGCACUAAUAAUGAAAAUUAAACACGGAAAUUUAAACAUAUCCGAGUUAUGGAAACCUUUACAAGUUUCCAAUUCAACUGAAAACCAUAAUCAAAGUUUACUACUACCUUUAGUAGAGACCUUGUGCUUUGGAGAAGAAAACAUACAAAGCGUUGCGACAGAUUCAAACUCAAAAAUGAGGGAAAGGCUUUUACUUAUACAUCAAAUCACGAGUGACAAAAGUCUGUAUGAGAGAAUUGAAAACGUUUGUAAUUCAAUGAAUGAGAAGAUAGUUUCCAAAGACUCUACUGAAGAAAUGUUGCAGAUAGAAUUAAAACAUCACGAAUGAGAGUUGCUAGAGAGUUGUAGUACAGAAUAAAGUGUCGACUAUUCUUUAGACUAUUCUCUGGUUGUAGAUACGUUUAUUUAGAUAUUUGUUAGAACUAUGUGUAAACUGUACAGAUAGUUUAAGUUUUAUUCUUUAGUUUUGAACUAGUCUUAAAUUAGAUGUUUUUAGUUAAUGUGAUGUAAAUGUUUCACUUGUGAGUUAGUUUUAGUUCAUAAUUUCUAAGUUUGGAGCUUUAAAAAAACACAGUGUUUGUAGUUGGUUUGAAUUGAGUCCAGUACUAUGUCGGAUAUAUUCCUUUUAGCGUAAGACUGCUUCAUUUGUUUAGAAAUAAACAAGCCUACCUAGAAAUCUUGUUAAUAAAGUCAAAGUCAGAAACAAACAGGCAGAAAAGUUAAAAAUAUUCAAGGGCUCGUCAUCCAAGUCAUUAAAUUAUGUAAGAUAUGAAAAGAGUAAAACAUCCGGAACACGUAAAAGAAACUGUGGAUCCAUGUAUCACUACAAGAAUUGUGAAAUUAUUUUAGAUGGGUAGAUUUUAUGGCUUUAAUCAACACUUAAAAUCUUAAGCAAAUCGAGAACGUAAAAAAAUAUUAUAUUACCUAUCGAUAAUUUAAGUGACAAAUUAAAAAAUUAUAAUUAGUUAAUUACCCGUAUUUUUAUUUUUAUUUUUUAUUAUUGAACUUUUAAAGUUAACAAAUUUUAGGACUCUUAAAUGUAAAAGUAAAUAUUAAAA